AUGGAUGCCUUCCAAACAAUCCUGAAGUUCUUUAUGAACCAGAAAACUGCUAUAGGUUACAGUUUUAUGGCACUGCUGACAAUGGGAGGUGAACGUGUGUUUUCUCUUGUUGCUUUCAGAUGUCCCUGCAGCAAUGAAAACUUCAGGUAUGGUUUGGUAUUUCUUUUCUCUCCAGCUUUUGUUUUGCUAGUUAUUGGAUAUUUCUUGAACAGCAAGACCUGGAAACUCUUUACAGGCUGCUGGGUGAAUCCCAGAAAAAUAUUCCCCAGAGGGAAUAUCUGCCAUUUCUUUUAUGUCUUUGGACAAAUCACUUUAAAUGCUCUGGUAGCCCCUGUGAUGUGGCUUUCUGUGGCUUUGCUCAAUGGGAGUUUUUAUGAAUGUGCCAUGAGUGGCUUGAAGAAUCCUGCCUACUUAAAUGCAGUUUGCCACAGCAAAUCUGCAAAGUGCUUUGAAGAACUACACAAGAUUGCCUGUGACAAAAGCUCCAUGCCCUUUUCAGAGAGUGAUGAACUGAAACGAACUCUUCAAGCACAGUCCCAGAUUUUAGGCUGGUGUGUGAUAGUUACCACAGCUCUUCUCUCCCUGCUAGCCACCUGCUGUGCCAGCUGCCAGUCAAAAGUCAGCCACCUCCAGCUGAUGUUCUGGAAGGUGUAUGAGGGGAAAGAGAAAGAGCAACUGGAGCAGAUUUUCCAGCUGUAUGCCACCAAGCUGAGCGAGCGAAAUCUGAAGUGCUUUUUUGAGAACAAGGAACCAGAAGCGAUUCCCCUGCCAUCUUUUCAGGCAUGGGAAGAUGCUUCCCAGCUCUACUCUUUCAGCAGUAGCAAACAGCAUUACAGCACAAUUCACAGGCUAGUUGAAGAAGUCCGGAAAGAAAUCAGUGAGGAAGGAGAGACAGUGCUGGAUUUUGUAGACAGAGGGGAAACACCAUAGAACAAAUAUAUUUUCAGCUUUUUUAUAUCUUGCUAAUAUAGCAUACUUCCAGGUGGUUUCAUCUCUACAUUUUUUCGCAAUGGCCUCUUUCUUCUUCAUCGUGUUCUCUCCC
Messenger RNA from Strigops habroptila (Kakapo), 1042 nucleotides. RefSeq names its product calcium homeostasis modulator protein 5-like. The record is from RefSeq and is a predicted model, not a curated record. The coding region runs from base 1 to 930 and encodes 309 amino acids. Lineage: Eukaryota; Metazoa; Chordata; Aves; Psittaciformes; Psittacidae. The transcript has 2 exons. Gene Ontology annotation, molecular function: monoatomic cation channel activity.